AUUUUUGAAGUGAUAUAUUGGCUUGACCCAGUCCCUCUGUGACAUGCUUGUAGUCAUAGUAGAGAUGCUGUUGACGGCCGUCAGUAAUGGCUUCCAUAUUUACUUCGUGAUUUUCCUAUCAUUUUUAGCCUCGGUUGUCUACUUAUCUUACCGACUUCUUCGUUUUCCCAAGCCGGGUCCAUAUGUAGUGAAAUCUUUCAUUAGAAAGAACACAGCGAGUAGAAAUUCGCCCGUAAUUAUCGCUCAUCGUGGGGGCGGCCUUGAAGCGCCUGAAAAUACUUUAGCAGCGUUUCGAAAAGCCAAGGAAAAUGGAGCAACGGCAGUUGAAUUUGACUUGGAUUUUACACAAGAUGGUGUGCCAGUAAUAAUUCAUGAUUGCAGUGUAGACAGAACGACUGAUGGAUUGGGUAAUAUCUGUGAACUGCGGUACCAUGAGGUUCAGAGGUUGAAUGCUUCUGUCAGGCAUCCUUUAAGAGAUGAAUUCCCAAACGAGAGAAUACCUACACUUGAAGAGGCCAUCAGUAUAUGCCUUGAACUUGGCCUUCAAAUGUUUAUUGAUGUCAAGMAGUUUACUGGUGUCAGCCAGGUUGCUGCUACACUGAAGGAGCUUUUCACUAGAUACCAGCUUUAUGAUAAAGCAAUUGUAUGCUCGUUCUAUCCAAAUGUUAUAUUUGAGGUGCGUAGGGCAGAUAGAAACAUCUUAACAGCAUUAACAUGGCGUAAAUGUAUAAUCUCCAAGAACCAGAAUGGAGUUUCACGCUACAGAGAGUUAUGGAAACAGAUGAUAACACCAGUGCUGGAUAGAAUAUGGGAAUUACAUCUUCAUUCAUGGGUCUUUGACUUUCUUGGUGUUAGUGUGUUUCUYGUGAAUAAAGAUUCAGUGUCUAAAGUCUACAUGAAAGAGUUUAAAGAACGGGGAAUAACACUGGUAUUAUGGACAGUUAAUGACCYAACAGAAAAGAAUUAUUUUACAAAUUACCUCAAACUACCUAUUAUGACAGACUGUGUGUGCAACAACGCCUCAUUCACAGAAGAAUGAUAAAAGUUGUGUAAGUAGCUUAGAAAUGUAAUCUUACCAAGUUUGUUUAAUUUCACCUUCUAUAGACCCCUUGCACUGAGUCCCAAGAGGAAUUGUUCUGAAAUGUUUUUGCAUAAGAAAAGAUGGCCUAUUGUUUUGUCCCCCAGAACAAUCCAAUGCAAGGGGUCUGUGCUAAAGAAAUUAAAAUGAUGUGCUGUUUGGCUCAAGCUCAAUGUUUAACAUAAAUAAGUGGUAUAUGUGCAGGUAUUGUUAUAAAUAAAUAUAAAAAAGUGAUGCUUGAGAAGUGCUGAAUCUGUUUUGAACAAAAAAUAAUCAAAUUUAGAGCUUAGUGAAUAGCUUUUUAAGUUCUAUGUUGUACAGCCCAGCCCUAAAGUUUACAUGACGUAUUAAAAGACAGUAGAGUGACAUGA
Actinia tenebrosa (Australian red waratah sea anemone) is the source of this 1449-nucleotide messenger RNA. Its product is annotated as glycerophosphodiester phosphodiesterase 1. Lineage: Eukaryota; Metazoa; Cnidaria; Anthozoa; Actiniaria; Actiniidae. Gene Ontology annotation, cellular component: plasma membrane. Gene Ontology annotation, molecular function: glycerophosphodiester phosphodiesterase activity. Gene Ontology annotation, biological process: ethanolamine metabolic process; phospholipid metabolic process; N-acylethanolamine metabolic process. The record is from RefSeq and is a predicted model, not a curated record.